GGGUUUGUCAUCUAGGGUUUCACAGCAAUUUGAGAAAUUGGUUUUUAUUCAGCCAGGUUUAAUCAGAGUAGAAAGGGUUUUACACUGCAGCGUAAAGGAUGAAGCUUGACGUGAAUGUGUUGAGAUAUUUAUCGAAAGAUGAUUUUCGAGUUCUCACUGCUGUUGAGAUGGGAAUGAGAAACCAUGAGAUUGUUCCUUCUGAGCUCGUGGAGCGCAUUGCUUCUCUAAAACAUGGAGGCACAUACAAGGUCCUGAAGAACUUGCUCAAGUAUAAGCUUUUGCACCACGAUGCCUCUAAAUAUGAUGGAUUCCGACUCACCUAUCUCGGUUAUGACUUUCUUGCCAUUAAAACAUUGGUCAACCGUGGUGUAUUUACCGGUGUUGGUCGUCAAAUUGGUGUCGGUAAAGAGUCAGACAUAUUUGAGGUCGCUCAGGAAGAUGGAACUAUUCUGGCAAUGAAGUUACAUAGACUAGGGAGAACCUCCUUUAGGGCUGUCAAGUCUAAGCGUGACUACUUGAGGCAUCGUAGUAGUUUCAGCUGGUUGUAUCUCUCUCGACUUGCAGCUCUCAAGGAAUUUGCUUUUAUGAAGGCUUUGGAAGAACAUGACUUUCCGGUUCCAAAAGCUAUUGACUGCAAUAGGCAUUGUGUUAUCAUGUCCCUUGUGCAAGGUUACCCCAUGGUUCAGGUGAAGCAGUUACAGAAUCCUGAGACAAUUUUUGAGAAGAUCAUUGGCAUUGUUGUUCGUUUGGCUGAGCACGGUCUAAUUCACUGUGACUUCAAUGAGUUUAACAUCAUGAUUGAUGAUGAAGAGAAGAUAACAAUGAUCGACUUUCCACAAAUGGUUUCUGUUUCACACCGAAAUGCACAAAUGUACUUUGACCGUGAUAUCGAAUGCAUCUUCAAGUUUUUCAGAAAAAGGUUUAAUAUGUCUUUCCAUGAAGAUAAAGGUGAAUCAGAGGAGACGGAGGUUGACGAGAACAGCAGACCAUCUUUUUUCGAUAUAACUAAAGAUGCUAAUGCUCUGGAUAGAGAUCUAGAAGCUAGUGGGUUCACAAGAAAGGAGCAGACUGACCUCGAUAAAUUUAUUGAAGGUGGGGUGGAGAAGAGUGAAGAUUCUGAUGAGGAUGAGGAAUCUGAUGAUGAAGAGCAGACUUGUGAAUCAAAUGAAGAAGGAAACCUAAAUAAAUUGAAAUCAUUACAGUUGCAAGACGAGGAGCAAAAAAUUUCAGAUGGUGUUGAGGCAGAAGUUGAGUUGAAUAAUACCGAGAACGGUGAAAGCAAUGGAGAUGGAGAUGAAGAUGAAGUUGGAGAUAAUGAGGAGGAGGAAGAGAAAGAUGCAGAGCUGGAAAAAAAUUUGGGCAAGGUAAGACGCAGAGCCAUGACAGCAGCCAGGGGACGUAGAAAGCCGACCAAAUCAGCCCCGUGUUCUCCUGCAAAGCCACUUGGUAUCUCUCGGACUCAAUCUGAAUCAUUUCAUGCUAUCCACAAAGUUCCUGUCGGAGACAGUCCUUAUGUCAGAGCAAAGAAUGUUCAGUUGGUGGAGAAGGAUCCAGAGAGAGCAAUUCCUCUGUUUUGGAAGGCCAUUAAUGCUGGAGAUAGAGUGGACAGUGCUUUGAAAGACAUGGCUAUUGUGAUGAAGCAACAAAACCGCGCUGAAGAAGCCAUUGAGGCGAUUAAAUCACUCAGAGUUAGAUGUUCAGAUCAAGCCCAGGAAUCUCUCGACAAUAUUCUCUUAGAUCUCUACAAGAGAUGUGGGAGAUUAGAUGACCAGAUUGGACUUCUGAAACAUAAGCUCUUCUUGAUACAGAAAGGACUCGCCUUUAAUGGUAAACGAACCAAAACCGCUAGAUCUCAAGGCAAGAAGUUUCAAGUCUCUGUGGAGCAAGAAGCCACUCGGUUACUGGGAAACUUGGGAUGGGCUCUGAUGCAAAGAGACAAUUUUGUGGAAGCUGAAGAUGCGUACAGGAGAGCUUUAUCUAUAGCACCGGACAACAACAAAAUGUGUAACCUUGGUAUCUGCCUUAUGAAGCAAGGAAGGAUCGAUGAGGCCAAAGAGACUUUACGACGUGUGAAACCAGCGGUUGUUGAUGGUCCUAGAGGUGUGGAUUCACAUCUUAAAGCUUACGAGAGAGCGCAACAGAUGCUGAAUGAUCUUGGAUCUGAGAUGAUGAGAAGAGGAGGGGAUGAUAAGGUUGAACAAAGAAGGCUAUUUGAUGCAAUCUUUGGAUCUUCCUCUAUAUGGCAACCUCAGCCUUGUAGUGAGCAGAACGUGAAACCCAAAUCUAAGCCUGGUUUGAGUAAUGGUGAUGGAUACGGUGAUGAGAACGUGAAGAUGAGUGUGAAUCCACCAGUAGUAGUAAACCCAUUAAGGGUUGAUGCAAAACCCUUCUUCUCUUCAAAGUUGAUCAUCAGUAACAACGAGAAGCUGAAGAGAACGAGAUCUUCAAGCCAAGAGAUGGGAGUAUUGACUGGUGGUGGUGAUGAUCAUGAGGGAGAGACAAACACAAGCACAAGAAGGAGAUUGUCAAUGGAGAAGAAAGCAACAGACUGUGGAUUGCCAGACAACAAAGACUUUGAAGAUGCGAUUUUGGCUGCUGUUUUGGGAACAGAAACCAAAGUGGACAAGAAGAGGCUCAAGAGAGUACUUGAAGAAAUGGGUUGUUGUCAGUCAAGAAUAGAUAGCAAAGAGAUAGUGUCUCGUUGUAAAGCAAGGAAGAGAUACUUGAAACAUCUUGUUAAAGCUAGACAAACUCUCUCUGUUUCUCACGCGCUUUAUCUCCGUUCUCUACGCGCCGUCGGCUCUUCCCUUGUUCACUUCUCUUCCAAAGAAACUCCUCUUCACCUCCACCACAACCCACCUUCUCCAUCUCCUCCUCCUCCACCGCCGCCGCGUCCUCCUCCUCCUCCUCUAAGCCCUGGCUCUGAAACCACCACAUGGACCACCACCACCACUUCCUCUGCUCUUCCUCCUCCUCCUCCUCCGCCACCUCCACCUCCACCCCCUUCUUCUACAUGGGACUUCUGGGAUCCGUUUAUACCGCCGCCUCCUUCUUCCUCCGAGGAAGAAUGGGAGGAAGAGACAACCACCGCGACAAGAACCGCAACAGGAACCGGAACUGGCUCUGAAGCUGCUGUGACGACGGCUCCGACUACAGCUACUCCUCAAGCUUCGUCUGUAGUGAGUGGAUUCUCUAAAGAUACAAUGACGACGACUACGACGGGAAGUGAGUUAGCAGUUGUGGUGUCAAGGAAUGGUAAAGAUCUAAUGGAGAUUAUUAAAGAAGUCGAUGAAUAUUUCCUUAAAGCUGCAGAUUCUGGUGCACCUCUCUCUUCUCUACUUGAAAUCUCAACCUCUAUCACUGACUUUACCAAAUCAGGGAAAAUGUAUAGUAACUACGAAUGUAAUCUGAAUCCGACGUCGUUUUGGACAAGAGGAUUUGUUCCUCCUAAGUUGAAUGAAUACAGAAACGCAGGAGGAGUAAUUGGAGGAAACUGCAUUGUUGGUAGCCAUUCCUCUACAGUGGAUAGACUCUAUGCUUGGGAGAAGAAGCUUUAUCAAGAGGUCAAGAAUGCAGAGAGCAUAAAGAUGGAGCAUGAGAAGAAAGUGGAGCAAGUGAGGAGGCUUGAGAUGAAGAGAGCUGAGUAUGUCAAGACUGAGAAGGCUAAGAAAGACGUCGAGAAGUUAGAAUCUCAGCUCUCAGUAUCUUCACAAGCCAUCCAGAGCGCUUCUAACGAGAUCAUCAAGCUCAGAGAGACCGAGCUUUAUCCUCAGCUUGUCGAGCUUGUUAAAGGGCUGAUGUGCAUGUGGAGGAGUAUGUACGAGAGCCACCAGGUUCAAACCCAUAUUGUUCAGCAGCUUAAGUACCUUAACACCAUCCCCUCCACUGAACCCACAUCCGAGCUUCACCGACAAUCAACUCUUCAGCUUGAGCUCGAGGUCCAACAAUGGCAUCACUCUUUCUGCAACUUAGUCAAGGCCCAGCGCGACUACAUCCAAUCUCUCACGGGUUGGCUUAGGUUAAGUCUGUUCCAGUUCAGCAAGAAUCCACUUGUUAAGAGUAGCUACGAGUCGAAGAUCUACAGUUUCUGCGAGGAAUGGCAUUUAGCUAUUGAUCGGAUCCCUGAUAAAGUAGCAUCUGAAGGGAUCAAAAGCUUUCUGACCGCAGUCCAUGGAAUUGUGGCUCAACAGGCGGAUGAGCAUAAGCAGAAGAAGAGAACAGAAUCCAUGUUAAAAGAAUUUGAGAAGAAAUCGGCUGCGCUGAGAGCGCUUGAGAGCAAGUAUAGUCCAUACUCGGUGCCUGAGAGCAGGAAAAAGAACCCGGUGAUAGAGAAGAGAGCAAAGGUUGAGAUGCUGAAAGGAAAAGCAGAAGAAGAGAAAAGUAAGCAUGAGAAGUCAGUGAGCGUGACUAGAGCCAUGACUCUAAAUAACUUGCAGAUGGGAUUCCCUCAUGUGUUUCAGGCAAUGGUUGGGUUUUCAAGUGUGUGUAUGCAAGCCUUUGAGUCUGUGUACAACCAAGCUAAGAGCAUCGGUGAGGAUCAAGAGGAGGUCAAGAGGUUGCUUCCUUAAGGAGAGAAAGACAAAUCAAACAAAUUGUUUUACCAUUUGCUCUCUGUUUUUGCUUGAUCCUAGCCAAAUCUUUUGGUAAUAUGUUAGGUUGAGUUUAUGCUAUUUUCGAAAAUGAAAUUGGUUAAAGACU
This is a messenger RNA of Arabidopsis arenosa, 4698 nucleotides long. The record is from the annotation of a GenBank genome assembly. Lineage: Eukaryota; Viridiplantae; Streptophyta; Magnoliopsida; Brassicales; Brassicaceae.